AUGAUAAUUUUCUUAGUUUAUUUCUCCAAAUCCCUCAAUACCGAUGAAUUCGGCGUUGAGUAUUCAGAUGAUUACACUGAUCUUAGGAAAACUCGAGAAACAAUUCCAAGCCAAUAUGUUGUUAGAGCUGCAUGUACCACCAUACUUGGUGGGGACACAAAUUUAAAGAGUGCGUUUGCAAAUUGUCUUACAAAACUCAAGAAUAUUUCAUUUGAAAUAGGAAGUCAGAUCAAAUAUAUCUACCCAUGGGUAUUUUCAUCGUCUAGUUUAGAAUACAUUGAUUUUUCGAACUGUUUCCUUCUUUUAGACCUAAAUUAUUCUAUUUUUGCUCAAUGCAACAAUCUUAAAAACGUAACAUUACCACCAAAUCUUCAGUACAUCAGAGCAGGCUGCUUCUAUAAUUGUGCCUCUCUCAAAUACAUUAAAUUACCAGAUUCUUUGCUUGAGAUCGACGACUACAUCAAAGGAUACGAUCACGUCUUUCAAGGAAGUCUGAAUCAAAUUGACAUUUCACCUGACUGCAAACUUCAAAAAAUCGGAGCAGAUGCGUUUAUGGGAACAAGGCUGACUUAUUUCUUCAUUCCAAAGGACGUCAACCAAAUUGUUUCUUCAGCCUUCUCCGGUGUGGCCAUUUCCAACUUCGAAAUCGACCCGAGAAACGGAAAUUUCAAGACAGAUGGUUUGAUUAUUUACCAAGGCAAUUCUAACUCUACUUUGAAGAUUGUUUCUAGGACGUAUAACUGGGAUUUCGUUGUUCCUGACUUUGUUACUUAUAUCGCUCCCCACGCUUUCAGAGGAGUUCCAAUUCCUUCGAUAACAAUCCACGACAACAUCUGGAAAAUCGAUGUCCGUUCUCUGUCAUCUACCAUGAUACAAGAGUUCAAAUGCAACGGUAUCAUGACUCUGAUAAUGAGCGCUUGUUUCGCAUCCUGUUCCAGACUGGAGAAGGUUUAUUUGACUGAGAAAAUCACUGAGAUACAUGAAUCAGCUUUCUCUGGCUGUCCUCUUCUUAAUUUAAUUGUUUUACCUGAUUCACUGACUACAAUUGGCAAAAACGCUUUCGCCAGCUGCGUUUCUCUGACGAAUAUUUCGAUUCCUCCAAAAGUCAACUCAAUUGGCGCCGGUGUUUACCUCAAUUGCAAUUCUUCCCUUGUUGUGGACACAGACAGAAAUGAGUACUGCUCAAUUGACGACCAGAUUCUGAUUGUUGACAAUAAACAGAACAUGGUUGACUACUUCGGGAGUGAUGCAACGAAAGAUUUGCAUGUUCCAUCGACUUGCAAUAAGAUUUCUGCGAGUACUUUCAAGUCGAAGGAGUUCAGGAGUCUGAUUUUUGAUGGAAACCCUUCUCUUGUUGUCGAAUCGAGUGUUUUUGAGUCGAGCAAAAUCAAAACAAUUGAGUUCCCAAUAGGAUUGAGGACUCUUGGAGAAAACUGUUUCCUCAACUGCAAUUUAUUGCAAAGUGUGAAAUUCCACGCGGACUGCACCAUCAGUAUCAUUCCUUUGAACUGUUUCAAAAACUGCAUCAAUAUGGAAAUAAUUAUUUUGCCUCAAUCCAUCACAAAAAUUGCGAAUUACGCUUUCCUUUCCUGCACGAAGAUAUCGAACAUCGGACUGGAAAACACAAAACUCCAGUCGCUUGGAAACCAAUGUUUUGCAAAGAGUGGCUUGAAAACAGCAAAUCUCCCUUCAACAGUGAAUUUCAUUGACAUUUCCGCUUUCGAAUCUUCUCUUUUGACAACAUUUUCCACAUCAACAGCAACAAUUCCCGUAAAAUGCUGCUAUUCGUGCCAAAACCUAGAGACUUUAAUUAUAAACAACGGCGUAGAAGUCAUUGAGGAAAGCGCUUUCCAGAACUGCGACAUAAAAGAAUUAACCCUCCCUGCAUCCAUCACUACUUUAUCAGAGAAUUCUUUUGCAGACAAUGAAAACUUUGCAACUCUGAAACUGGAGCAAAACUCAAACCUUACAGAAGUGAGGGGCGGCUGCUUUUUGAGCUGUCCAUUGCUGAAGAGGAUACAGCUGUUUGAAGGGAAAAACAAGUUUUUGUUUGACAAUGGAGCAUUGCUGAGUAUUGAUCAAACAAUUCUCUACACUUUCCUUCCUUCAAGCGACAUCAGAACUUUCGUUGUUUCUGUGAAAACUCAGAAAAUUUUGUCAAGAUCUUUUUAUUUCUGUAGGAAGUUGAAUCAAAUUUUGUUUAACGGAAAUUAUAUUUCUGUCAUAGGUUUUGAGGCGUUCAAAGGCUGCACAAAUCUGAAUUUUGUUUUCGUGAGCUCUCCAAGUAUAACACAAAUUGACAAAGACGCCUUCGCAGACUGUCCUGAACUCAAAAAAUGUGGCUCAUUCAGCAUUCCGAAGGAGAGUUUCCAGAUCUUUAAAUCUAGAGGCGUAACAGACUUAUCUUUGAGAGAAGAUUGCAAGAACGAGUGCAAUUCAGUACCAAUACGUAAUACAGGGCAUAUUUCAUUAUCAAACAUUGCUGUUUUAAUAGUAUUGACUCUUGGAUAA
Molecule: messenger RNA, 2511 nt
Organism: Trichomonas vaginalis G3
Lineage: Eukaryota; Parabasalia; Trichomonadida; Trichomonadidae
Product: structural constituent of cell wall
Exons: 1
Coding region: 1-2511 (836 amino acids)
Source: RefSeq, a predicted model, not a curated record